AUGCCCUCUUUAACGGCAAUGGAUGGUGGACACAGAGCGAUCAAGUACACUAGAUUGGGCGGAGUGCAGAAAGAAAUCUACAACGAAGGCACACAUUUCAGGAUACCCUGGUUUGAAACCCCCAUCACCUACGAUGUCCGCGCCAAACCACGAAACGUUGCCUCCCUCACCGGAACCAAAGAUCUCCAAAUGGUCAAUAUAACAUGUCGUGUUCUUUCUCGACCACGAGUCGAUGCUUUGCCAGUAGUAUAUCGGACUCUCGGAACAGACUACGAUGAGCGCAUCCUUCCUUCAAUCGUGAAUGAAGUUCUGAAGAGUGUGGUUGCGCAAUUCAACGCUAGUCAGUUGAUUACGCAGCGUGAGAACGUCGCAAGACUAGUAAGGGACAAUCUAGCAAGGAGGGCAUCGAGAUUCAACAUCUUGCUUGAUGACGUCUCCCUGACCCAUCUUGCCUUCUCUCCUGAAUUCACAGCCGCAGUCGAAGCCAAGCAGGUCGCCCAGCAGGAAGCCCAACGGGCAGCAUUCGUUGUCGACAAAGCUCGUCAGGAGAAGCAGGCGACCAUUGUUCGAGCUCAGGGUGAGGCACGCUCCGCUGAGCUGAUCGGAGAAGCCAUCAAAAAGAGCCGAAGCUAUGUGGAUUUGAAGAGAAUUGAGAAUGCAAGGGCUAUUGCAAGUAUCAUCCAGGAGCAGGGUGGGAAGAACAAGCUGUACCUCGAUGCUAAUGGUCUUGGCCUGAACGUGCAAGAGGGAGAUGGUGACAACAAAUCGUGA
This is a messenger RNA of Bacidia gigantensis, 771 nucleotides long. RefSeq names its product Prohibitin-2, subunit of the prohibitin complex (Phb1p-Phb2p) (gene PHB2). The coding region runs from base 1 to 771 and encodes 256 amino acids. The transcript has 4 exons. The record is from RefSeq and is a predicted model, not a curated record. Gene Ontology annotation, cellular component: mitochondrion; membrane. Gene Ontology annotation, biological process: mitochondrion organization. NCBI's taxonomy places the organism in Eukaryota, Fungi, Ascomycota, Lecanoromycetes, Lecanorales, Ramalinaceae.